AUGGACAGGGCCCGGUGGCAGUGGGUGACGACCGUCCCCGCCAUCUGCCUCACCCUCGCCUUUUCCCUCACCGCCGUGAGCAGUAGCCACUGGUAAGAGGGGACACGGAGGGUGGCAAAGCCACUGUGCCAGGACCCCCCGGGGGACCUGCCCUGCAUUCACUUCUGCAGGGACAGCAGGAGGGACAACGGGAGCCAGGCUGUCCGGUACAUUUGGGAGAUGGGGGACGACAAGCUCAUCCAGUGCAGGUUCCAUGUGGGGCUCUGGCAGUCCUGCCUGGAGAGCCUCAGCAGCACAGGUGAAGAGGGUAGGAGUUUCCAGAGUAUGAUACCAGCUGAAGAACAAGGUGUGCUGUGGCUGUCUGUUGGGGCUGAGGUCCUGAAUAUCCUUCUGAUGUUGACAAGUGCCAUCCUCCUGGGCUCCGAAAUGAGUUACUGCAGCUCUGGGGUCCACUGGCUCAAGGUGGAUACCUCUGUAGCCAUCCUCAUGGUUCUUGCAGGGCUCCUAGGCAUGGUGGCUCACAUGAUGUACACAACCAUUUUUCAAAUCACCGUGAACCUUGGGUCGGAAGACUAGAGGCCUCAGACGUGGGGCUCUGGCUAGUCAUACUGCCUCGCCUGGGGUUCUUUUGCCCUCUGCACGGCUGUGUCGGUCAUAGCCAUGAGCAGAUACACGGCAGCCCGCCUGGAAUUCACAGAGAAGCAGAGGAUACAAGAGGUCAGUCAACACUCUCAACACAACUUCCUGGAACCCAAGGCUUCUGAAAGUGUUUGGGAAACAGAAGCAGCUCCCAGCCCUGAGGGGCAUGCCCUCAUGAGUUUACCUGAGUACCUGCCACCAGGUGCCUCAGUCAAGGUGUCCGUGUGCUAG
This is a messenger RNA of Hipposideros armiger (great roundleaf bat), 870 nucleotides long. It is a transcript of the gene GSG1L2, whose product is annotated as GSG1 like 2. Gene Ontology annotation, cellular component: plasma membrane. The record is from RefSeq and is a predicted model, not a curated record. The transcript is spliced from 5 exons. Lineage: Eukaryota; Metazoa; Chordata; Mammalia; Chiroptera; Hipposideridae.